UGACAGUGACUUACAUUAAGUAAACAAAUCAAUCUCAGAACCAAACUAUAAAAUUGUAUUUUUAUCCAUUAAUUAGUGGAAAAAUGGCAAACGACACUCCAGAGAGUGAUUUUUCAAUAGAAUGCUUUCAAAACUACUCAGCGCCCGAAGUAUUUGUGCAAGGGUUGGCGGGCAUGGUGGACCAAACUGACGUCGAAACUAUUAUUCGUGCGCAAAAAAAUAUGCUACAAAGAUUUGAAAAAACUACUGAAAUGCUGACAAAUUGUAACCAAUUGUCUGCGAGCCGUCUCCGCGCUGCAUCUGUAGAAUUCAAGAAACAUACACAACUGCUUCUAGAUAUGAAAAAAGACCUUGAGUUUAUAUUCAAAAAAAUACGGGCUAUCAAAACUAAGCUAAGCACACAAUACCCUGAAGCAUACAAGCACGCCAUAGCAACAUCGAUAGCUAACAGCAAACCAAUUGACGAGGAAGACGUAGACAAACCACCGGAUGUACAGGCCGAAACCAAAAUGGUGGCAACCGUCUCUACGGAAACUUUGAAACCCACUGCCAGUGAUGAUAAGAAGAAGAAGAAGGAGAAUAGAAAUAGUAACGAUAAGAGUAACAAUAAUGUAGAAGUUGUGAAGGUGAAAGGCAGCAGCUCUUCGGAGACUGAGAGUGCAAGUUCAGGGGAUGACAGCAGUACAGACACGGGAUGAAAUUUGAAGGGAUCCAGUUUUGGCCCCUGGCUUUACCUUUUAGGUCUGACUUAUUCUGCUAUUCAAAACAAUAACUUCAAUAUUUAUUAUAUUAUUCAUAAUUAUUGACAAUUAUUCAAUAAAUAAAUAUUGUGAAAUUUGAUAUGUGGCGACAUCUAUACGCAACAUGACACAAAAAUAAAAUCACGCAACGCUAUCAGUAAAAAAAAAACAUUUUUCCGGAUUCGGACACAUCCUUUGUCGCGCGGUUCCCCAGGCAUAACACCUAGCCUGGCGGAAGUACUUCCGGUCGAGCCGAAACAUCGCUCCCGCUACAGAUAUAAUGAAUUCAGUUAAAGGAGUACAUAUUGUUAAAAAUAUUAUGCGUGGUGUCGCAAUAUGAAAGUCUUUUAGUGAUUGUUAGGAGUUAUUGGCCUCUGAAAAUGCAUUGGAAAUGUGCUUGUAUUAAUUCACGAGGUCCCACAUUCUGUUUCUGGUCGGUGGAUUUAUUCCUAGGCUGAGACCACACUUCUUAUACUGUGCUAAGAGUAUUAUAUUAGGCUGAGUUCACAUUUCGCCCUUCUAUGCAAACAGUUGCCUGAAUGUGCAGGUUUCCUCACGAUGUUUACCCUCACCGUAAAGAGCAUCGGUUGGUAUUCAAACAAAUUUACGUAACAUCGAAAAUAGUAAUUGGUACAUGGCUGGGGCGGGAUUUAAAACCGAACACCUUAUCAUUCGACCACAGACAAUCUUAAUAAAAAUUGCAAAUAAUAAUUAUUAUGUAAAAUAGCUACAAUUAACUUACUUAUAUAUUGUUUAGUGAAGGGGGUAAUUUUGUAGUUUGUGGUUGUGAACACCAGUACCAUUGAUUGGAUGGGCUUACCAUACACAGGGGUGCCCCAACUCCUUGAUUAUUUACUACAAAUAUGUAUAUAUUAUAGUAUUGUAUCUGCUAUAGUUACCAAAAGUUAUUCUUUGUCUAUGUUUAAAAAAAAAACAAGCUUGUACAGUAAUCUUAUUUUAAUUCUUAAUAAAAU
Molecule: messenger RNA, 1714 nt
Organism: Amyelois transitella
Lineage: Eukaryota; Metazoa; Arthropoda; Insecta; Lepidoptera; Pyralidae
Product: kxDL motif-containing protein CG10681
Exons: 3
Coding region: 84-698 (204 amino acids)
Biological process (GO): lysosome localization
Cellular component (GO): BORC complex
Source: RefSeq, a predicted model, not a curated record